Molecule: messenger RNA, 2105 nt
Organism: Trichoderma virens Gv29-8
Lineage: Eukaryota; Fungi; Ascomycota; Sordariomycetes; Hypocreales; Hypocreaceae
Exons: 4
Coding region: 70-1848 (592 amino acids)
Molecular function (GO): flavin adenine dinucleotide binding; N,N-dimethylaniline monooxygenase activity; NADP binding
Source: RefSeq, a predicted model, not a curated record
CUUCAGCCUUCUCAUAACGGAGCCUCAACAGCAUAGAGGGGGAAAAACUCUCACCAAGACUGCGCCAGAAUGGACACCUACGGCACAGGCAAAGGCGGCGUGGGAAACAAUGUGUGCGUCGUGGGCACGGGCGUAACGGGCCUGCUGGCGGUGAAAAAUCUCGUCGAGCAGGGCCUGAACGUGAGAGCCCUGGAGCAGAAUGAAUAUCUCGGAGGCAAUUGGCACCAUUCGGUGGAUGCGCAGCAAGUUUCAGCACUGCCAGAGACGAGGGUAAACAUGUCGAAAGAGACGAAUUCUUUUACAGAUUUCCCGAUGCCCGAUGAUUAUCCGUCAUUCCCUUCCGCGCAGCAGAUCGGCGACUACCUCGAGGCAUAUGCGGACAAGUUCGAGCUGAUCAAGCACAUCGAGCUUUCGACAGCCGUGACGAGCAUCCGACGAGACGAAGAAGACGGCGUCUGGAUCGUAUCCACCAGGCACACAAGAACCGGCGAGGAAGAGGAGCGAGAGUAUGACAGAGUCGUCCUGGCGACAGGCGGCUUGAGCGUCAUGAACAUGCCCGAGAUCAAAGGCAUCGAGAAGUUCGCCGGGGACGCCAUCCACUCUCGCGACUUCAAAGACCCGACAAGAUACACCGGGAAGAACGUCUUGGUUGUCGGCCUGGGCUCUACUGGAGCCGACACGCUGAGCUUCUUGAAACAGGCCGGUGCAAACAAGCUGUAUCUCAGCAGCAGGAGCCGAUGUUCUCUGAUCCCCAGAACAAUCGGAGGAAAGCCGUGGGACCAUUACAUGACCCGUCGCACCGACUCAAUGAUACGGUUCUGCAUGCGACUGUCUCCCCAUGCUACGAAUUACUUUGCGGGCAAAGCCAUCGGCCUCGCACAAAGCUACACCUUUCCAACCUUGAGGUCACAUCCCUGCUUCAGCGGUUCUGUCAGCGGCCCGCUGUAUCGCAGUCCAUUUGUGUGCGAUGAACUGCCUGGUUUAUUAGACAGUGGCGAUGUCAAGAUUUAUCCCGGCAUCAUGGGUGUUGCUGGUCCCCGGACCGUUGUGUUCAAGGACGGCAGCGAGAUCACAGACGUUGACGCCAUCAUCUUUUGCUGCGGCUACUAUCACGAUUUGUCCCUCAUCAAAGGCGAGGGCCAUCCUGCCGAUGUUGAGUUCUCGAUGGACUCUUUUGAGGGUCUUAAAGGUGCGAAGCACCACAACAAGGAGAGCGAAUAUCAAAGACUCUACCACGGCAUCCUGUCAGAACGAUAUCCCGAGUCACUGGCAGUGCUGGGUAACCUGACGACUUUGCGGCCUACGUUUGUGCUCUACGACCUCGCCACUAUGGCACUUGCCAGUAUGUGGUCUGGGAGCUACCCACUCCCUACGCCACGGGCAAUGAAGAGGGAGAUUGAUUCUCAUUAUAAUUUCGUGGUGCGAGCGCUCGAACGUGGCCCGAUGGCAUACCUUGGUCUCCGUAUAGACUUUCGAGGCACUUAUACCUGGCUCAAUGCUGCGGCUGGAACCGGUAUUAUGGAACGACUCGAGGGAUGGGGCUGGGAAGCAUGGAAGUUUUGGUGGAAGAACCGGACACUGUACAAGUUUAUCAUGGACGGACCAAACGUCUCGGCAGUGUAUAGGCUUUUUGACAUGGGCAGAGGGAGAAAGCCGUGGGCCGGAGCUCAGGCAGCCAUCGAAAAGGCCAAUGAAGUGCGGGUCAAGAGGGUUGAGAAACUUGAGGCACCCAAGGUGAUUGAGGUACCCAAGUCUGCUGAAGUGGUCGAAGUGGUCGAAGUGGAUGAGAUUGAGGAGAUUGAGGAGAUUGAGGAAGUUGGGGAAGUUGAAGAGGUCGAGACUGAGUGAUUUGACUCUGUCAUCUGUCAAAAUUGGCCAAGUGAAAUGAAACUAUGAAUUCGGAGGGGGCGACGGCAAAAUGACAACACGCAACGAUGAAUGAGCACCGGGGGACAAAGCAGAACUGCAUAGGCAAAGCAGACAGGGACAAAGAUGCGUCGGGGCCCGACGACAGGACACUUGGACGAACAGCUCGCUCAAAGCGAACGAAAUGAUAAUGACAUAGAGAUAAUGAUAAUGAGACAUGAACACACUUACUGUACGAU